This is a messenger RNA of Anarrhichthys ocellatus (wolf-eel), 4210 nucleotides long. It is a transcript of the gene glis1a, whose product is annotated as GLIS family zinc finger 1a. The transcript is spliced from 8 exons. Gene Ontology annotation, biological process: regulation of transcription by RNA polymerase II. The record is from RefSeq and is a predicted model, not a curated record. NCBI's taxonomy places the organism in Eukaryota, Metazoa, Chordata, Actinopteri, Perciformes, Anarhichadidae. The coding region runs from base 1844 to 3655 and encodes 603 amino acids. Gene Ontology annotation, cellular component: nucleus. Gene Ontology annotation, molecular function: RNA polymerase II cis-regulatory region sequence-specific DNA binding; DNA-binding transcription factor activity, RNA polymerase II-specific.
CUUAGUGACUCCUUCGUCAGCUAAUAUAACUACAGAAGUGAACUUACUCAUCAUCUUAGCUGUGUCGGUUUCUGGCUCGUAAAAUAACGAUCCCAUUGAAUCUUUCCGAUGACUAAUUGCACGUGGCGGGGAUCCUGUUGAAAAUGAUGAUCUUCAAUAUCUGGCAGAAGGCAGAAAACAGUGGAAAUCAAGUCUUUUUUAAUAAACACUCAAGGACUCUUGCACAGUAGAGCUACUGUAUGUGUGACAGGGGUGGGGGAGCUUCUGUUUGACCUGCUAUUUUCCAGCUUCCCUGUCCUGCAGGACUAUAGCUAGCACCGAGAUGUGGUCCAUUACUCGUCUUCUGUUAACAAGCAUCUGGACCAGGUUCCAGGCAAUCAGCUGCCACACAACGACUGGCUGUUUGCUGCGAGGGUGGCCUUAAUGCCCGCUGUAAUGAAUCAGGCCCGACUGUUACAGCAGCUCAAAGGAAACCAAAUAUACACUCGCUGCAGCGUCGCACUCGGAGCUGUUUGAUUGAAGCCUGCUGACAAGAAGGUCGGACACGCUGUUUGUUUUGGUUUUACUUCAUCUGGGACCGUCUCUGCUGGUCACCUUGGUCCAUUUGUUGUUAAUGACUGAACGCAGAGGUGCCAAUGGCUGGAAAUGAGGGAAUAACUUUCAGUGUGACACAUUUUGGGUCUUGGGUUUCAACCCUUAGAAUGGCAUGGAAAUAGUCACGGCAGCUGAGUCACAGCUUUACGGCAUCGCAAUAAAAAAAGAAAAUCCUCAGUGAGUGGUGGAAUGUAUAAUGUACAUUUAUUCAAGUCCUGUACUUAAAGGGGUAUUUUAAACAUCACACUGUUUACAGGCUAGUGGGGAGUACUACUGGAUAUGUAAAAAAAAGUUGUACAAAGCCUUUUGUUGCUCCAGAGGCUGGAAGAAAUACUUGGAUCCUUUACUUAGUAAAAAAAAGCAAUACCAGCUUCUUAAAUGUGAACAUUUGAGGAAAACAGUGAUUGACAUUUUUCACCAUUGUAUGUGACAAAACAACUAAUUGUCCGAUUAAUCGUCAGUAUAAACAAUCAGUAGUUGCAGCCCUACUGUUGGUGGAGGUGAUUUUAAGUAUUUUAUUUACUGUUGGGUAUAGUUGAAUACAUCUUGUGUAUGAAACAUAUGAUGAAUUUAAAAAACACGAUGCACUUGUUUCUUGUUUCGUCAUGUUUUCCCACGUGGUUUCAUUUUAAUAACUGUUUGUAUUUUACCUCCCCAGAAAAGCAAAGAUAAUAAAAAAGUCCAAAAGAUGAAUACAGAAUUGUGUAUGAGAACUUUGUUUUUUCUCCUCAGUUUAUCUUGAUACCUAUAGGUUGGGAACCACUGGACUGAACUCCACCUUGAAUAGCUACAACAGCCACAGGAGCCAUUUUUAAGUACACUUUGUUGAUAAUACUUAGGAGCUUUCACUUCAGAGGGAUUUUGACCGCAGGACUGUAAAUGGUAAAUGUACUUAAGUAAAGGAUCUAGUUACUUCUUCACCCGCUGGUUCUCAAAGCUGUAAUGUGACGUGUUUCAGAAAGUGUUUUGUAUCUGAUUGUUUGUCUUUUUAAGAUGACUCAUCUGGGUUUGGUUUGUGUCUCCCACAGUGCAGCUCGACAGAUGACGACUGACCACGCAGCAGUUUGGAACAAAUGACAGGAGAUUACACAUGCUGAAUGAGACAAUGCCAUGAACCUAAUCUGAUUACAUUUGAGAACUGAAAAACGCUGUCGAUGGCUUUACCUCCAAUGGAUUCCUAAAGUUUCAGCAUCACUGAUUCUACUGAAAGGAUCUCUUGGUGGAAGUCAACGAGAGGAGGGGGGCCAAGAUGUGGCCCCCUGACCUCGGGCCUCCAGACGUCCAGCUGACUCUUCCUGGUUUUGGAAGUGUGUUUGAGGAUGCCGAGGACCCUCAGGCGCCGCUGUCUUCUGGUGGCUUCUGUCAGCCCUCGAUACACUCAGGCGGUCUGGGCGUGUGCUGUCUUCCAAGGACUUCCCUGUCCUCGCUGGGAUGUGAUCUCACCUCCCUGCUCAGCUGUAAGACAGCUGGAUCUCACUUAGAAAAGACUGUGGAGGACUUUGCCAUCACAGCGCAUACAGAUCCUAAAAGCAACACUCAGAGGUUCAGUUGUUACCCACAGCCCUCCCUCCCUUUAUCCUAUAUGCUCACCAGCUGUGCCACAUCUCCUCCUUUCGGCUCCCCACCUUCCUCUCUUUCCUCUUCCGCCUCCUCGUCGUCUUUAUUUUUUGCAUCUCCCUUGCCUCUGUCUGAUGCACCUGGCGGCAACAAAACUCCUCAUCUUCAAAUAAAGAUGCAGGAAGAGUAUCACUCGAUAAAACAGGAGCCUGCGGAUGAUUUCUCGCCUUGUAAGAGGGAACCGUUUCAAGUGAACAACCAGCAGGUGGAGCUGUUCCAUGCUGGCCAGCCCAUCCAAGGUCAGGACGGCACCCCACAUCAUUUCCCGAGUUUCAAUGGCCCCGUAGGCCAGGACCCCAACGUGGACCAGCAGGACCAGCCAUGUCACUGGAUCGACUGCAGUGCCACUUACAGCAGUCAGGAGGAGCUGGUGAGGCACAUCGAGAAGGUGCACAUCGACCAGCGCAAAGGGGAAGAGUUCUCCUGUUUCUGGGCCGGCUGCGUGCGGCGCCACAAACCCUUCAACGCCCGCUACAAGCUGCUCAUCCACAUGAGGGUCCACUCUGGAGAGAAACCUAAUAAAUGCAUGUUUGAGGGCUGCUCCAAGGCGUUCUCACGUCUGGAGAACCUGAAGAUCCACCUGAGGAGCCACACAGGAGAGAAACCGUACAUCUGCCAGCAUCCCGGCUGCCUCAAGGCCUUCAGCAACUCCAGCGACCGGGCCAAACACCAGCGCACACAUCUGGACACGAAGCCGUACGCCUGUCAGAUCCCAGGAUGCACCAAACGUUACACCGAUCCCAGCUCGUUACGAAAGCACGUCAAAGCUCAUUCAGCCAAAGGCCUUCAGGAGAGGGAGGUCAAGGUGCAGGUGCACACAAUGCUGGAAUCGGACGUUUUGAGCGAUUGUCUGGCGAGGCAGCAUCUCCACCAAGGAAACGGCUCACCUUUACCCAGCUUAGAUGAAUACACAGGUGUGUAUUCAAACUGCAGCUCCGUCCACAACGGGGCAACUUCUGAGUUCCUCCCUCCGUCAGCAGACCCCUGCUCCAGGUACCGAGGCCUGCAGGGAAACUUUGACGCCAACAGCCCCAUAGCUUCACUAACAAGCGCAGGAAGCAUGAGAGAGGGAAACGGACAAUCGUCGUCGUUCAUGUCCGCUAACGUCAGCGCAGUGAGCUCCUCGUCAGACCGAGUGGACGUCCAGCUGCAGGGCUACCACAAAACCUACAACCACCAACAAGUGUUCUCACAGCAGCAAGGAUGUCUGUACGGAGAGGGAAAGGUGGCUCAACCAGUCAGCGACGGAGGCUUCGAACCCGCCAGUUACUUCACAACCUCCUCCGCCUCUCACUCUACAGGGUUCGACUUGUUGCAGGAGCUGCAGGGUCAGGCGGGGGGCAGUUACUCCAUGUCUCCCUGCUCAGACGACAGCUUCCUCUUCCAGGCCGGAGGCGUCGACCGCUGCCUCAACCAGAUCUACUCCAUCUACCUGGACUCAUGAUGGGCCACCCGGAACCAACAAAAUGGAACCAGUAAUCACUUUUGUUUUCCUGAAGACAAAAUGCAUCAGACAAUCACAAUACUGUUAAUUCAAGGCUGAAGUUGGCUGAAUUAUUGGUGUUCUUGACAGAAAAUAUGUCAGUGGAAGCUUUAACGGUACCGCAACAAAAAAGAAGCAGAAUUGACUAGAGGCAGAGCUAAGGGCUAAGAGGAAAUCUGGUAAAAUUGUAAAUGUGAACAGCGGUGACUUUUUUUUAUUCAGAGAUGACCACAGGCUUUGUGAUCUGGAUAGAAUGAGCUAUGAGCUUUUAUGUGCUAGUUUGAUCUGUUGAAAGGUAGCUGGCUCUCUGGCCCUGACACUGAUAUCUAGUGGGGUUAAUUCUGCCUCCAGGAAAUGUUAAAACAAUGUUAUUUGACAGAAUGGGAUCUUAUAAUGUAGUGGUUCCCAACCUAAGCUCCAUAAAUACAUCUGUUCGGGUGGAAUUAUGAUUAAGAAGAAACCAAAGAACAAAACAACACAGUUCUGCUUAUUCAAUCUUGUGAAGGGCUCGUUGCA